UUUGCCUACAUAACCUCGAGGUCAACGAUGGAAAUGAAGGUAUCCCCGCCCCCAUUUGUAUAUCUGCCUUCGCACUUCGGGUCGACAACAUGAACACGAUGUCUGUGGCCUUACUGGCCCUUGUACUUCUCUUCGUUGCAUGCCUCGCGCAUCUUUUACCUUACCUCACAGAUCCACAUGCCCUCCGCUCCUACCCAGGCCCUUGGUUAGCCAAGCUGUCGGACGUAUGGCUCGGACGAGUAGCCGCUCAAGGCCACCGCUCUGAGGUUGUCCACCAGCUACACAAGCAGUACGGGACCUUCGUCCGGUUGGCGCCAAACCACUUGUCCAUCUGCGACCCGGAUGGGAUCCAGGACGUCUACGCGCACGGGAACGGCACGACGAAGUCGGACUUCUACGACGCGUUCGUGUCCAUCACGCGCGGGCUCUUCAACACGCGCUCCCGCGCGGACCACACGCGCAAGCGCAAGGUCGUCGCGCACGUCUUCUCGCAGAAGAGUGUGCUCGAGUUCGAGCCGUACACGCGCGUGCACGUCGCCGCGCUCUUCAGGCAGUGGGACCGGGAGGCCGUGUGUGGAUGGAUGCUGCCAUGGUUCAACUACCUCGCGUUCGACAUCAUUGGUACGCAUUCGCCGUCGACGUCGCUAGGCCUUCGGGCACCGUUCGGCAUGCUCCAAGCCUGCGCAGAUACUGCACCGACUGUGACCUACUGCCCCGCCGUGCAGAUUAUAAACGAGCGUGGCGAGUACUCCGCGUCGAUCGGCGUGCUGCCACCGCGCUGGCGACCGUGGCUCGUUCGGUUCUUGUUGGCGGGGAUGGCGAUCGCUGCGAUCUCGAAGCGUCUGGCUGCGCCGACGGAGAGGACGGACUUGCUAUCGAAGCUGCAGCAGGGGAAGGAUGAGGAGGGGAGGCCGUUGGGUGCGAAGGAGCUUACAGCGGACGCCCUGACUCAGCUCAUCGCUGGGUCAGAUACAACGUCGAACUCGUCGUGCGCGAUAGCCUAUCACCUGGCAGCCAACCCUGACGUCCAGGAGAAGUUACAGCGCGAGCUGGACGCAGCACUCGGCGGCGAGGAUGAUCCCGUCGUCACGUUCGAGCAAGUCAGACGUCUUCCGUACCUCGAUGCGGUGAUCAACGAGGGCAUGCGAGUCCACUCGACCUCUGGAAUCGGUCUGCCCCGCGAGGUGCCUACCGGGGGCACGGUCCUAUCGGUGCCGACUUACACUGUCCACCGAAACGAGGACGUAUGGGGAAGCGACGCGGACGUGUUUCGACCUGAACGCUGGCUGGAGCGGGAUAAGAACGAGCUCCAGAAGGCCUUCAACCCGUUCUCGUUCGGACCGAGGGGAUGUAUCGGCCGCAAUUUGGCGAGUAUGGAACUGUUUAUCAUCGUAGCUUCCGUAUUCCGACGGUACCACUUCGUCUUGGAAGACACUAGCCAAAAGUUGGAUACCAAGGAGGGUUUCUUGCGGAAGCCUGUCAAGUGCAGGGUGGGGGUCAGGCGCAGAGCAACAGGGAUCGGGAUGUGACCAGUAAGACUGGUUGAACAAGUCUGACAGCUGCUAUCGUUCUAAGUUACAUCUAGCAGAUUCAUGUUGUUGAUUGAGCGAUCGACCUACCUAACAGUGAGUGCGGUGAUGAAUAGGAGCAUCGAAUGAUAGACCGUGAAGACCUCGGCCGCGGAGACCCGAUAUUAGUCGAUUCAAGAGGUGAUGUACUAACGCAGAGUAGCAUAGUAGAUACAUCUUACUAGGCUUGGCGAUGGGGGUCUUUAGACCCGAUCGCACAUGUUUGCGCCUCCUGAUCAAACAUACUAUGUAACAUAGUGUUAUACAACCACUGUAGUCCGACUCUUUCCUCCUC
Fomitopsis serialis is the source of this 1863-nucleotide messenger RNA. Its product is annotated as cytochrome P450 monooxygenase pc-bph. The record is from RefSeq and is a predicted model, not a curated record. Gene Ontology annotation, molecular function: oxidoreductase activity, acting on paired donors, with incorporation or reduction of molecular oxygen; monooxygenase activity; iron ion binding. Bases 90 to 1529 code for a protein of 479 amino acids. The transcript is spliced from 10 exons. NCBI's taxonomy places the organism in Eukaryota, Fungi, Basidiomycota, Agaricomycetes, Polyporales, Fomitopsidaceae.